Molecule: messenger RNA, 1371 nt
Organism: Trichoderma harzianum CBS 226.95
Lineage: Eukaryota; Fungi; Ascomycota; Sordariomycetes; Hypocreales; Hypocreaceae
Exons: 2
Coding region: 1-1371 (456 amino acids)
Molecular function (GO): acid phosphatase activity
Source: RefSeq, a predicted model, not a curated record
AUGUCACUCGGAGGCAUGGCACUUUUUGCCAUCUUACUGACCACGGUCUCACUUGGGCGAGCCAAGUCACAAUCAGCUUGCGAGGCAGUCGGUAACUGCACGGCGGAUGUAUCGCAUAUUUGGGGCCAAUAUUCGCCUGUGUUUUCUGUCCCGUCUACCAUCGAUGCAUCAACCCCAUCCGGGUGCAACGUGACGUUUGCUCAGAUUCUGUCACGGCAUGGAGCACGAGCGCCUACCCAGAAGAAGUCUGACUUCUACAGGGACAUGAUUUUACGUAUCCAGAGCAAUGUCAAAGACUACGGCAAGGGAUUCGAGUUUCUGAAAGAUUACGAUUAUCACCUUGGCGCCGAUGAUCUCACUCUGUUUGGAGAACAACAGAUGGUUGAUUCUGGAAUUGCAUUUUUCCAGCGAUACCAGGACCUGGCCUCCAAAUUUGAUCCUUUUGUUCGAGCAUCAGGUUCAGAUCGAGUAGUUGUAUCGGCGCAGAGAUUUGUUGAGGGAUACUAUAAAGCUCAAGAUCGCAACGCUUCGAGCCCAGUAAAGAGCAUUUUGGUGCUCCCCGAGGAAGAUGGAUUCAACAACACGCUGAACCACGGAUCGUGCCCAGCUUUUGAAGAGGGCCCUUCAUCCGAACUCGUGGCCACAUACCAGAAGGUUUGGCUUGGAGUUUUUGGGCCUGCCAUUACCAAGAGGCUCAACAGCAAAUUGCCAGGCGCAAAUCUGACGUUGACUGAGACCAUCUUUAUGAUGGAUUUGUGCCCGUUCAACACAAUGGCAAACACCAGCCUCGUGGCAUCCGACUUUUGCAGGCUCUUCUCCAUGGACGAGUGGGCAAGCUACGACUAUUUCCAGGCAUUGGAUAAAUGGUAUGGCUACGGCAAGGGCAAUCCUCUGGGCCCGUCUCAGGGAGUUGGAUUUGGCAACGAGCUGAUUGCCAGGCUUACCGGUACACCUGUGGACGACGAUACCACGACAAACUCAACGCUCGACUCUUCGCCUGAGACUUUCCCUCUGAACAGCAAACUGUACGCGGACUUCUCACACGACAACACAAUGUCUUCCAUUUUCGCCGCCCUAGGGCUGUUCAACUCAACUAUGGAGCUGCCUCUCAAGUACAAGUUGUCACCUCGCCGCCUUCACGGGUUUUCUGCUUCCUGGGCGGUGCCAUUUGGCGCCCGCAUGUACUUGGAGAAGAUGCAGUGUAGCGAUGCAAGCGAUGAAUUAGUGCGGGUCAUCCUGAACGACCGAGUGGUUCCGCUACGGACGUGCAAUUCCGACAGACUGGGACGGUGUAAGCUGAGCGGCUUUAUUGACAGCCUCAAGUUUGUGCGGAGCGGAGGACUGUGGAACGAGUGCCCUUAUGAUGGCUGA